ACUGAAGCGCAUAUGGCAACGUCGCUUUCUUCUCAGAACAAAAAUAAAGUUUAGUUUUUCUCUGGAUUUCGUCGCGGGUAAUUGUGUUUUUAAAGUAUCAGAUUUUCAUGGGAAGAAAUGAGCAAGGUUGUAAGUCACAAUCUGAAACGAUCAUUAAAGGGGCAACACAAGCCACUGAAAGUUUCUAUAUCUUUUAACAAGAAAAAUAACCAAGAAUCCCCUGAAAAGGAUGAUCAUGUUUCAGAAGAAAUGAUCAAGGUUCCUGUGGGUAACAAGUUUGUUCCGCCUAAGCACUCCUCAACUCCUAAGCCAAAAUGGAAUUCUGACACCAAACAAGUUUCAUUAUCUGACACACUUUGCCUUCAAUCUAAAUUCCAAAUGAAGGAGUGUUUUGUUCUGGUGGAGAGAUUAAAUGACAAUGAACUACCACGUAAAGUUUCCACUGUGAAAGCAACAGUCAGUUCCAUUCCAAGGAAGCAAAAGCAUCAAUUGAAGAAAAUUACCAACAUCAAGCGACCUGGGUUAGUUUCUGUAUCUCCUCAGAAUUUGUCAGUUGGAAAUGGUAGGAAAGAAAAACACUCAAAAAAUGGUGAAUCAUUUGUAACAACUAUCCCCUCUGAGGCAUUGAAGAGUUUUGGACUGUUUGAUGUACCAGAACCUCUUUCAAAUCAGUCUAGAGGGUCUUCACUCCAUUCAAACACAUCUGUAGUGAUCGAAACUCCACCAAAAACCUCUGCAGCUUGUAGUUCAGUUGAUGAUCAUUCUUCAUCACACACUGAAUCUUGCAACAGUAUCAAUGAGGAUGAUGCAGAGUUACCCACAGCUGCUUCAAGAUUGGUAGAAGCAUCUGCUCCAAUUAUUUUUCAAAGUAACAAUGUUGAAGAUGCUGCUCCACUCAAUACUUCAAGUGUUAGCCAACCUGAUCCUUUGGAAAUGGGUCCCCAAGAUACAAGUCUAAAAACAAGGAGUCCACCUGUGAAUGUUCAUUGUGAUUAUCUCUAUGGAUUGAAUGAACGGAUGAAUUGCAAGCCUGAUAUAAUUAAUCUUCACGAACUGGAUUUCAGCAACCCUGAUGUUCGACUUGUCGCUCCAUAUGCUCUGAGACUCGAUACCAGUCGGGACGGAUUCUUUCUUUAUGCUGCGGCAGUUAGUAAGAAAUGUGAAAAGUUCUGCUGUUUGAUAUUCGGUGUUCUGGAUCACUAUUUGAUUGCAUACAGUGGUCAUUUUUUGGUUGACAAAGAUCAGUUAUAUGAUCCCAUCAACAAAGCCCCUGUAAAUGAAGUGAAGUUGUCAGACUUUAAUUUGUGUCGCCAGCAUUUGGUUCUUUUUAAUGUACCUAAUAAGAUGCUUCUUGAAAUGGAAGACUAUUUUCUACAAGCUGGCCAUCCAUCCUAUUGUGAGACACAGUUUGCAUCAUUCGAGAUGCUCAUGUUUUCAAUAAACCAGGUUCAGUUGAAAGAGAAAGUUCGAGGGGACAUUGCGCUGGAAAAAAUAAAAGCUCAACUCAAGACAUUUCCUCAAUUUAAAAACGUUGAGUUUGGUGAAUCGAGUGUCCAAGCCAUUAUUCCUGGAAGCCAUCGGGUAAUUUCUGCCAUCUCUAAACCCAGAACGGAACACAUAUUUUUUGAAACUUGUCUGCCUAUAAAUAAAGACAGCAUCGAACGUAUUCUGCAAAAUGUGAAGCCAGCCAGUUGCGUGAAAAGCCAUUACAAUCAUUUGGGUUCUUUACAGCUCAAAUGCGCUACCGAAGCAGAGUUUUUCACGAUGUUUUAUGCAGCUUAUGAAGAACCUGGAUGUACGGCGUUCUAUCGUAAUGUGUUUUUGUUAGGUUACGUAGACGGGCACUAUAUAGUGGGAGUAGUUGCCGACCAAAUAUUCUUCGUAAUGGCUACGAAAAGACUUUACAGUCGAAAUAGUCUUCCUUCUCCGGGGAUGCAACCCAUCAAGUUUUCCCCUCAGAUGAUUGAAAUGAUUGAUCUCCCACUAUGGUUACCGUACGAACAUGUACUUACGAUGUUGGAAAUCCGCCAGAUUCUUCGUCAUUCCAGAGAAUACGCGUGCGAUUUUCAGCGAGUCGUGGAUUCUUUCGGAAUUCUUGAUUUGGAACACCCAUCUUCAACUCUUUUUAAUGAUUCCAAGUUGCAAAGUCGGAAAAAGCACAAUGCUUGGUUGGAAGAUAUGUUGAACCUGUGUUACAAUCCCACUUUCCACAACUCGUUAAACGAGUUUCCGGUUCACCCGACGAGUUCGAAAAAUGCUCUUCUCUUUUCUGAAAAUGUGACAAAGUUGUGGAUCCAGCAAUUGUUGCGAAAAAUUCACGAAAUCAAAGACUCGUCUAUGGAUGGCUAUAUCAAUCACGCUGAUAUGUCAAAAAUGGAUUUCUUCACUUUGGACAUCAAAACCUUCAUAGCCAAUUUUCUCCCGUUGUUCGGAUUGUCGGUCAAAAGCAAAUUCCAGUGUCAACUUCUAGGCCCUGAUGGUGUCCCGUCAGCAGUCUGUUCAGAAAAUUUGUCAGCUGAUCAAAUUGGCGCCCACAUUUACGAUCAUCAUAUCUUGCCUCUUUUGUGGGAAAAAAACCCUAACAAGAAUUUCAUAUUUUCUCCCUUCUCGCUGAUCUACGAAUCACACAAUCUUCCCUUUAGUGACAAGUGUGACCUCGAAAGGCUCAGAUGGGCUCGCUCUCUUGUUGAUCGUUGGUCUGGAGUUUCGUACCUAGAGCUCCUUCAAACCCUUAAAGACGUUGGCGAAGAUCAGUUUGACAACGUAGUUCCGGCUAUUGGAAAGGCACGUCAGAAGAAGAGAGCCGUUGAAAGCCAGAGUUUAAAUCAGAAAAGGAGGCUUGCUUCCGAAGAAUGUACAUCUUCCAGCCCAAAGCGUGGACGACGGUCAGCAGAUACGAGUUUAAUCAAUUCUGAUUGACACGGUUUGAAGCUAUUUAAUUUUAUAUGAAAAGUGUGUGGCCCGGACGCUAACGUUUUAUUGAUCCUUGUACAUGCAAGUAAUUUUCUGAUGAUUCUAUUUGUCACGUUAACAUCAACCGAGAAAAUAAAUUAACCCCGUCAUCAAGUGA
This is a messenger RNA of Daphnia pulicaria, 3070 nucleotides long. RefSeq lists its product as uncharacterized. The transcript is spliced from 9 exons. Bases 118 to 2919 code for a protein of 933 amino acids. NCBI's taxonomy places the organism in Eukaryota, Metazoa, Arthropoda, Branchiopoda, Diplostraca, Daphniidae. The record is from RefSeq and is a predicted model, not a curated record.